AUGUGGCGCCCAUAUAGUAAUAUUAGUAGCUAUCGUAGGACAUUUGUUGCCCGUUAUUUGUUGAAGGACCGGCCAGCGCCGGAGCAAUCAUGCACGAAUUUCAUCAAGCGAGACGAAGAUGGAUCGUUCCCGGUUGUAUCUCUCAAUUUCAACCUGAAAGAUUCUCCGGAUAUGGACGAGUUUCCAGAGGAGUCCUUCCGUGACACGAUCUCCAGCGCCCUUCGAGUGAAUCCGGCUGACAUACUCCUACUCAGAGUAAAUUGCCAAGGAACUGAGGAUACUUUAACAGUACAAUUUGGCGUCCUUAAAAAGGUACGUUUGCAAAAAGUAGAAGAAGAGAAGAAACCGAUGAACGUCAAGAAAAUCACCAAGAAGGACGAUGACGCCGACGAAGAUGAUGACGAUGAUGAUGAGGAAGAAGAUGAUAAGGAGGAUAAGGACAAGGACGAUGACGGAAAGGACGACAAUGACGACGAUGGUGACGAUGACGAGGAUGAUGAUGAUGACGACAAUGACAAGAAGAGCGACGGCAAAAGAAAGCAGAAGAAGGAUGACGAUGACGACGAUGAUGGUGAUGAUGACGAUGAAGAUGAUGAGGACGAAGAUGAUGACGACGACGAACCCAUCAAGUAUGACCAGGAUAUGUUUGUGGACGCUGAAUCAGUGGCGACGAGGAUGAAAGCUAUGGGUCAUCUCAGCCAAAUUGCCGAUCUUCAAGUGGAUACCAUUGAAUAUGUAAGUCUCUCCGAAGUAUAUUUUUCAUAA
This is a messenger RNA of Cooperia oncophora, 765 nucleotides long. NCBI's taxonomy places the organism in Eukaryota, Metazoa, Nematoda, Chromadorea, Rhabditida, Trichostrongylidae. The record is from the annotation of a GenBank genome assembly.